GUGGAGUGAGGUGUCUCGUCGUAUUGAGCUGUGGGCUUCUAUCCAGGAGCUGAAUGAGCAGGGGGACUACUCUGAUGUAGAGAUGCAGCCUGAGAAGGACAUCAGUACUGGAGGAGUGUUCCAGCUCAGACAGGUAACACAGCCUGGGAAGGACAUCAGUACUGGAGGAGUGUUCCAGCUCAGACAGGUAAACAGCCAGGGAAGGACAUCAGUACUGGAGGAGUGUUCCAGCUCAGACACAGGUAACACAGCCUGGGAAGGACAUCAGUACUGGAGGAGUGUUCCAGCUCAGACAGGUAACACAGCCGGGAAGGACAUCAGUACUGGAGGAGUGUUCCCUCUCAGACAGGUAACACAAGCCUGAGAAGGACAUCAGUACUGGAGGAGUGUUCCAGCUCAGACAGGUAACACAGCCUGAGAAGGACAUCAGUACUGGAGGAGUGUUCCAGCUCAGACAGGUAACACAGCCAGGGAAGGACAUCAGUACUGGAGGAGUGUUCCAGCUCAGACAGUAAACAGCCAGGGUAAGGACAUCAGUUACUGGAGGAGUGUUCCAGCUCAGACAGGUAACACAGCCUGGGAAGGACAUCAGUACUGGAGGAGUGUUCCAGCUCAGACAGGUAAACAGCCGGGAAGGACAUCAGUACUGGAGGAGUGUUCCAGCUCAGACAGGUAACACAGCCUGGGAAGGACAUCAGACUGGAGGAGUGUUCCAGCUCAGACAGGUAACACAGCCUGAGAAGGACAUCAGUACUGGAGAAGUGUUCCAGCUCAGACAGGUAACACAGCCUGAGAAGGACAUCAGUACUGGAGAAGUGUUCCAGCUCAGACAGGUAACACAGCCUGAGAAGGACAUCAGUACUGGAGAAGUGUUCCAGCUCAGACAGGUAACACAGCCUGGGAAGGACAUCAGUACUGGAGGAGUGUUCCAGCUCAGACAGGUAACACAGCCAGGGAAGGACAUCAGUACUGGAGGAGUGUUCCAGCUCAUACAGGUAACACAGCCAGGGAAGGACAUCAGUACUGGAGGAGUGUUCCAGCUCAGACAGGUAACUAAGCCAGGGAAGGACAUCAGUACUGGAGGAGUGUUCCAGCUCAGACAGGUAACACAGCCUGGGAAGGACAUCAGUACUGGAGGAGUGUUCCAGCUCAGACAGGUAACACAGCCAGGGAAGGACAUCAGUACUGGAGGAGUGUUCCAGCUCAGACAGGUAACACAGCCUGGGAAGGACAUCAGUACUGGAGGAGUGUUCCAGCUCAGACAGGUAACACAGCCUGGGAAGGACAUCAGUACUGGAGGAGUGUUCCAGCUCAGACAGGUAACACAGCCUGAGAAGGACAUCAGUACUGGAGGAGUGUUCCAGCUCAGACAGGUAACACAGCCAGGGAAGGACAUCAGUACUGGAGGAGUGUUCCAGCUCAGACAGGUAACAGGACAGCACAGACUCCAUGGAUAAAUAGUGACCUGGACACCAAUAAAUAAGCAGUGCUAAAGUAACAUUUAAAGGGACAUUUCACUCAUAAAGUUUGUCAGAUGUUUCCAGCCCUUAAAAGUAGAGUGAUGUCAAGAUGAAACCACGUCCCACGACAUCGGUUGUAUAGAUCCAGUUAUAUGCCUCAUUGCCUCAAUCCCAAAUGAAUGGAAAAGAUGAACGCCGUCUAAUUUCCUGUUUGUCCUGGUUUUCUUCUGUGCUUAUCUUCAUUGUAAUUGGCCGUCUGUAUGUUAAGCAGGCUACAUGGAUGGCGUGUGUGUUCUCAGGGUCACUCUCGCAGGCUGCAGGUGUGUGUGAAGCAGGUGCAGGACUCUGGGACUCUGCCUCUGUUGGUGGAGGCUGUUCUGUCUGUCUCUGUCGGCUGUGUGUCUGCACGCUCCACCAAGCUGCAGAGACCCCUGGACAGCUAUCAGGUCAGUGGCACACACCACUACACACAAACUAUCACACACACACACAAUCACAUCCAGCAUAUUGCUAUAUAAAAUAAUUUGCAAGAGAUGUGUCAGUGUGGCAAUGUUAUAUGUCAGAUUUGCUUCCGCUUUAAAAUAUACAAAUGUGGUGUUAUAUGUACUGUAUUGGUCAAGGAAAUGCAUGUUGGUGAUGGUGAUGGUGAUAGUGGAGAUGGUGAUGGUGAUAGUGGAGAUGGUGAUGGUGAUGGUGAUAGUGGAGAUGGUGAUGGUGAUGGUGAUAGUGGAGAUGGUGAUGGUGAUGGUGAUAGUGAUGAUGGUGGAGAUGGUGAUGGUGAAGUGGAGAUGGUGAUGGUGGUGGUGUGACUAGCGGGUGGUGAUUCUGGUUCUGGGCCUACUGCCAUGACUAGAUCAUGGGCUGCUGUAAGGUUGUCUGUAAAUCUAAUGAAGGAUGCAGAAUGUAUGGGUUCACAUUACUGUAACACACAUACACACACACACACACACACACAGAGAGACACACACAGAGACACACACCAUGCCCUGGGAUGAGACCAUAGCACUAGACUACAGUUCUACUGCCUAAUGGUGGACUGGAGAUAUUUACAGUAUUAUAAUACUGUACUGUGUAUCUGGACAUGAUGAAAUCCUAGUAAUAAUCAAUCUCCGCAUCCUGUAGUUUUCAGAUGGAAGAUCCUUAGGCUACCAUGUCAAAGCUGUCUGAUGUAGGGAAAGAAAGGUUCCAAUCAUCAAUUAUUCCACUGGAGGGAGACAUCUGUAGAAUGAUGGAACCAUAGAAAUAUAUUCAUCUGCUGUGUAGAAUGUAGAAAGGUCAACACAUUUGAUUGUUGUGUAUCAAUCGAAUACAUUGAGUGAUCUGGUUAGGCUAUUCCCUAGUUGGACCACUAUUUUUCACCUUAAGUUGACUACAGUGUUUCCACUGCAGUCAUUUUAGCUGUGGCGCUGCGCCACGGCAAAAUCAUUUACGCCACGCCCACUAAAAAUAUGGAACAUAAAACAAAUAUUUCUGCCGAGGCGCACUUUGAAGAUGCCAGAACAUUCUACAUUUAUUUUGAGCCGACUAGGUGAAAAAUCUGCCGAUAUGCCCUUGAGCAAGGCACUUAACCCUAAUUGCUCCUGUAAGUCGCUCUGGAUAAGAGCAUCUGCUAAAUGACAAAAAAAUUAAAUUAUGCCAGAACAUUCUACAUUUAUGCCAGAACAUUCCACAUGUACUUUUCUUCUUCAAACAAAACGAGUAAUGAAUAGAAAACUCAGACCCUAAUAGAAUAGUUGAUCUAUUUACCUCGUCGGCUUGUUGUUGUGUGUUCUAUGCUAGAAAGAAAUUAAGCUCGAGGCGCAUUCAAGUUACGAGUGCCAUAGUGAGGGAAACUGACAAGCAGUCAAUGCACAACAAUUCUUGCAAUCACGUGGGAAAACAGCGGUUUUAAUGGCCUUUGUGAAAGAGAGGGGAAUCCCAGCUUUCCAGUCCUGCUUUAUUUAUUUCUCAACUCUUAAAUAUGUACGAACUGCACCAUUUAAUUUCUGUAUAAAUGUUGUUGUUUUUUUUAACCCUGAGUUUUUUGGGGGGUAAAACGCCAACCUAUCUCAAAAUCAUGUUUUGGGAGUGAGACAGAUUACAUUUUUAGUUGAGCAAGAGUAGUGGCAACCAGGGAAAGUGUUGGGGGGGGGGAAAUUGUGACUUGAAGUGGUUUCUGUGAGAAGUACAGGCAGGGGGCGUUUUACCCCGGGUGACGGUUACCCCACGCUACCCUAACAGGUAGGCCUAAAUUAUAUGAGAUAAAAUUCAUCAAUAGGAUGCUAACUAGUUAAAAGAUCACAUUUGGGAUCUAGCUAAUGAUUAACCCAAUAGGGUAAAUGCAGAUGGGCAACCCCAUGCUUCAGCCUAUGUAUUUAUAGCCACUAUGCUGCAUCAGUUGGACUACAGGUGAUAAUGCCUGUUGCUAAUAGCAUCCCUGAUAAUAUGGACCAUGCAUAGGCUGUAUGGAUGGUCCAAUAUGUUAAAAUGUAUUUUUUGCAAUAUGUUAUUGGGCUUAAUUCUGGAGGUGGAAAUUAUAUUUUAGAUGGGAGUCAGCAUAAUUUUAUGUUCAUUCAUUUUGGAGUACAAUGUCCUUUUAAAAAGUCACCAGAACUGAGCUUCUCAGUUCAUCUACAUAAAAAUGAUCUGGGAGAGGGGGGGGAUCAUUUUUAUGUAGAAGGACCAAGAAGCAACCUUUUACCCCCACUGCUACAAACUUUUCGAGAGGAAACACAAUGUAAUUUAGUUAGCCAGUGACAUCUCCAAUGCCACUGACCCUAGUUGUAGCUGGAUUUACAUUUGACAUGUUAGUCAUUUAGCAGACGCUCUUAUCCAGAGCCACUUCCAGACAGUGGAGAGUAGUGUGUCUGCCUGUCUAUCUGCCUGUCUGUCUGACUGACUGAGUGUACUGUACUGUGCUGUGUUCUGUCCUGCCAGAGGGAGGAGGAGGAUGGAGAUAUGGAUAGUUAUCAGGUAUACUGUAACUCCUCAGUCUGCUGCUACUACUGCUGCUGCUGCUACUGCUGCCAAUGAUGAUGAGGCAUUAUGGAUGGUGCUGCCUCCUAGUACUGCUAGGGUUGCAACAUUCCCAUAACUGUAAAAAAAAAAAUAUAUAUAUAUAUAUAUAUAUAUAUAUAUAUAUAUAAAUCCCAGGUUUUCCAGAUGGAAUCAAGAUGGAAUUAACAGGAAAUCCGGGAAUCCUCCAACUGGGAUUUCUGGAAAACCUUGGAUUUUUUUUUUUGAUUUCCCAGAAAUGUUCAACCCUAACUACUGCCAAUGAUGAUGACGAGCCAUGAUGGAUGGAAACCAGCUUCUGGUUAUGUGCUUGCAGACAGGGGGCGCCACUGAGAAGGGGGCGCAGGGGGUGGGAGGCAGGAGACUAGAAACUAGGGGGAGUAGGGGGUGGGAGACAGGAGACUAGAGGAGUAGGGGGGUGGGAGACAGGAGACUAGAGAGUAGGUGGUGGGAGACAGGAGACUAGAGGAGUAGGUGGUGGGAAGCAGAGAGACUAGAGGAGUAGGUGGUGGGAGACAGGAGACUAAGGAGUAGUGGGGUGGGAGGCAGGAGACUAGAUAAGGGGAGUAGGGGGUGGGAGACAGGAGACUAGAGGAGUAGGGGGUGGGAGACAGGAGACUAGAGGAGUAGGGGGUGGGAGACUAGAGGAGUAGGGGGUGGGAGACAGGAGACUAGAGGAGUAGGGGGUGGGAGACAGGAGACUAGAGGAGUAGGGGGUGGGAGACAGGAGACUAGAGGAGUAGGGGGUGGGAGACAGGAGACUAAGAGAUCGGUGGUUGAAUAACAGGAGUGAGACAGGAGACUAGAGGAGAGGGGGUGGGAGACAGAGAACUAGAGGAGUAGGGGGGUGGGAGACAGGAGAAUAGAGGAGUAAGGGGGGAGAUGAGAGACAGGAGACUAGGGAGUAGGGGUGGGAGACAGGAGACUAGAGGAGUAGGGGGUGGAGACAGGAGAAUAGAGGAGUAGGGGGUGGGAGACAGGAGACUAGAGGAGUAGGUGGUGGGAGACAGGAGACUAGAGGAGUAGGGGUGGGAGACAGGAGACUAGAGGAGUAGGGGGUGGGAGACAGGAGACUAGAGGAGUAGGUGGUGGGAGACUAGAGGAGUAGGGGUUGGGAGACUAGAGGAGUAGGGGGUGGGAGACAGGAGACUAGAGGAGUAGGGGGUGGGAGACAGGAGACUAGAGGAGUAGGGGGUGGGAGACAGGAGACUAGAGGAGUAGGGGGUUGGAGAGACAGGAGACUAGAGGAGUAGGGGGGUGGGAGACUAGAGGAGUAGGGGUUGGGAGACAGGAGACUAGAACUAGAUCACUGAGUUUUCCCUGGUCAGGUCUAGUGGUCAGGACAAACCCCUGGUCCUAGGUCCGGCCUCACAGAGUGGAACAUGAUUGGGUAAUGUUGUACACUUUUAGAGGAGAACUCUUGCCUCCAAGCACAUUUUUGGACAUGGAUGGCACUGGUCUAAAUAAAUAAUGUCAGCCAACCAAAGAAAACAAUUAGAAAACCUUUUUAAGGCAGCACCCCAGGCCCAGAUAGAUCACUCAUAUUCUGGGUUUCUUUCCUCCCACUCGACAUUGCCCUGGUGUCUGUCUGUCGUCUGUCUGUGUGUGGUCCAGUCUGUCCCUCGGUCCUACCACCCCCUCAGUCCCUCAGGUUAAACCAACACACACUAACCUCCUUCCUGUCUGCUUCUCAACCUGCUACUCAAGAGCUGCUGCAGGAGACAUGUUGUGCCUCACCUCACUCAAUCACAUGACCAACGCAUGGCUGCAUCGAUGCAUGACUCAUUUUGCAUGACAGGGGAGUUGAGUUCACUUGCAGUUCCACAGAGGUUGUUUCACUUUGGUUGACUGAAAACCACCAAUUGGAAUGGGUCAGUGUUUCUGUAUGUUGGUUUCCCCAUGUAAUCAGGUAGGACAUGGAACCGAGUGUUGGUCUCCCCAUGUAAUCAGGUAGGACAUGGAACAGAGUGUUGGUCUCCCCAUGUAAUCAGGUAGGACAUGGAACAGAGUGUUGGUCUCCCCAUGUAAUCAGGUAGGACAUGGAACCGAGUGUUGGUCUCCCCAUGUAAUCAGGUAGGACAUGGAACAGAGUGUUGGUCUCCCCAUGUAAUCAGGUAGGACAUGGAACCGAGUGUUGGUCUCCCCAUGUAAUCAGGUAGGACAUGGAACAGAGUGUUGGUCUCCCCAUGUAAUCAGGUAGGACAUGGAACAGAGGGUGUGUCUCUGUGUUCCAGAGGAUGGGCCUGAGCAGGCCAGUGUAGUGUAGACUCACUGAUCAUCACCUUGAAACAACUGUCCAUUAAGUGAUCCAUAUUUAUAAAGAUUGGUGAAUCUGUGCAGUGUUUUGCUCAGGCCUAUCCUUUCCAAUGCAGUGUGUGUGUGUGUGUGUGUGUGUGUGUGUGUGUGUGUGUGUGUGUGUGUGUGUGUGUGUGUGUGUGUGUGUGUGUGUGUGUGUGUGUGUGUGUGUGUGUGUGUGUGUGUGUGUGUGUGUGUGUGUGUGUGUGUGUGUGUGUGUGAGAGAUCAGGAAUGGGGGUGGAGUGUGCAUGUGUGUGGUCGUGAUCGUGCUGGGUGGGUAGUUUGAUCAUGGUAAUGUAAUCUUUUAAUCAGCCAACAGUACAUUAAAGGCUCAGAGCCUGGGAGCCAUUCCAUUUCCUGAUAGCGUUUGGGACUUUUUUCAAUACACUUUGAGAAAGAGGAUUAACUUUGACUUGGCUUUUAGGGCCUCACACUCUGGCUUCUCACGGUGGUCAUGUGGGGUCUACUGGGGUAAAGGAAGUAUGAAUCUGCCCUUGGCGCCCAUUCAAAUCAGCCCAAAUUUGACCUGACUGAACGUCCUGUAAUGCUGCAGCCCACUGACAGCGAUACUGUCUUCUCUUGACCUGUAGGAGGAGGACCUGAACUGUGUGAGGGAGCGCUGGUCUGAGGCCCUCAUCAAACGACGAGAGUACCUGGACGAACAGAUCAACAAGAUCAUCAACAAACAGGGUGAGUCCCAGGCCUGGACUAUGCAGCUACACUCUGUACCUGGAUCUGUCCUUUCAAUUACUUUAGUUGCGCUUGAUUUAGCUUAUUCAGCAUUCUUGGUGGGCAGGUUUUUCCCUUUUGGGACUUGGUUUCUGUUACACUCCUCCUCCUCACACUCCUUCCGUUAUCACCCUCACCCCCCCCCCCCCUUCUCUCUCUGUGUGUGUCUCUCUCUCUGUGUCUCUCUCUCUCUCUCCAGAGAAGUCAGAGGAGGACAUGGAGAGGGAGGCCAGGCUGGUGGAACAGUGGGUAGGGCUGACUGAGGAGAAGAACGCUGUACUGGUGCCCGCGCCUGGCAGUGGCAUACCUGGUGCCCCUGCCCACUGGUAAGUCUGAUGGUCAUUCUUUAAUACACCGAAUGAAAUAAUCACUGAAUGUAUGUCUGCUUUUAUACAUUACACAACCUUAGAGUUUGGCUCUCUGUAGUACUGUUUGAAACUGCCUCUGACCCUGUGUUCUACUGUGUCACUGUUGCAGGGCUCCCUCUGCUGGGAUGGAAGCUCACAUCCCUGUCCUCUUCUUGGACUUGAAUGGUAAGGCCUGGAAUCCCCUUAAUAGUGACAUUAAACCACUUUAUGCCUCACUGGACUGAUGAAUUACAACCAUUAUAGUCAAAAUGCACCUCUGCAGCAGACACCCUGACAGUGAAUGAACAGUUAACAGGACCUAACCUCUGACCCAGUGGUAUUCAAACUUUUUCAGCGGGGACCCCAUUUUUUCCCCCCAACUUUUUUUGUUGACCUUACCCCACCCCAAAUCUAAUGACACAACCUUAAAAUCGGUGCAUUUCAAUUUUUACGUCAACAAAUAACCUUCAAUUCAUUGCAUUUUAAUCUCUUAUUUAAAGGAAAAUAAAUAAAUAAAUACAUACAUUUGUAUGUUGUCCCAUGACACUCUCUUAAUUUUUGGGUCAUAAAAAUGUUUAAUAAUUGCCAACCCCACUGCAGACCCUCUCUCUGUGUGUCUCUGUCACCUCUGCAGCAGACAACCUGACAGUGAAUGAACAGUUAACAGGACCCAACGCUGCCGGGGUUAACUCUAUCCUGCCCAAGGAGCAUGGCAGCCAAUUCUUCUACCUGCCCAUCAUCAGACACAGUGAUGACGAGGUAGAGUACUGUGUGUGUGUGUGUGUGUGUGUGUGUGUGUGUGUGUGUGUGUUUGUGUGUGUUUGUGUGUGUGUGUGUGUGUGUGUGUGUGUGUGUGUGUGUGUGUGUGUGUGUGUGUGUGUGUGUGUGUGUGUGUGUGUGUGUGUGUGUGUGCGCAUGCACUGGCCACUUCCCAUUUUCCCGAAAUCCCGGUUGGAAGAUUCUCGGAAUCAGGAGGAAAUACGCAGGAAACCCGGGAGUCCUCCAAUCAGGAUUUCUGGAAAACCUGGAAAUAAUUUUGGGAAACUUACCGGAAUUUUGCAACCGUAAGAAUAAUAGUUGUGUGUGUUUUCCCACCAUGCAGUACAGCAUGUAACUAACUGCUGUCUGUCAUUUGUCCUCCUGCCACCAGGUGUCAGCGAUGUGCUCCUGGGACUCAUCCAUCCACGACUCUGCGCACCUGAACCGCGUGACAUCACCCAACGAGCGUAUCUACGUGAUCAUUAAAGCCACUGUGCAGCUCAGCCACCCUGCCUCCAUGGAACUGGUGGUCCGAAAGAGGAUCUCUGUCAACAUCUACAACAAACAGGUCUGCACUGACUGGACUGGAGACACACACACACAGACUGACUGACAGACAAACAUCUGUCAACAUCUACAACAAACAGGUCUGCACUGACUGGACCGGUCUGGUGCCUACUGACAUGGCUGACAGCACAUUAAGCCCGACCCAGAUUAAGCCUAGUCCUGGACUAAAAGGCAUGCUAGGACUAGGUUUCACCUCUGUCUGGGAAUCUGGCCCUGUAACUCUCUCUGUCUGGCAGCCUGUUACUCAAUGUGCAGAACAGAUAGGCUUUCAUGAGAAUGCCAUAAAAUAUUGUAUAUUUUAAUGUCUCGUCUGUGAUGUAAUGUGCUCAGUACUGAUCCACCAUGUUGUUUUUCUCUGACGUAGAGCUUCACCCAGAGUCUGAAGAGAAGGAUGUCCUUGAAGAACAUGCUGUACUCCUGUGGAGUCACUUAUGAGAUUCUGUCUAAUAUACCAAAGGUAAACAGCUUUACUGUUACUGUGUUCAAUAUAGUAGACCAACAAGAAUGUGUCCAAAAUGGACCAUCUGUAGGGGACUAGUAUCUCUGGAUACAUUUUUGGUAUCCAGAGAUAAUGGUACAUUAAAAGUCUUGUUGAUUCAUUUUUUUGAAGGAGUGGGGGAGUCCCACUUGUCACAUGUUUAUGGUUUAUUGGAUAGGACAAGGUCUAUUUGAUAUCAAAUCAAAGGUUAAGUGUCACAUGCUUCAUAGACAACAGGUGUAGACUAACAGUGAAAUGCUUAAUUACGGGUCCUUUUAAGCAUUGCAGAGAGAAAGAUUAUUUUAUUUUUUAAACAUUUGAAUUAGUGACAUGAGGAAUAAAUACACAGUGAAUAACGAAUAACAAUAAUGAGUAAAAAUAACAUGGCUAUGUACAGGGAGUAGAAAAUAACAUGGCUAUAUACAGGAAGUAGAAAAUAACAUGGCUAUAUACAGGGAGUAGAAAAUAACAUGGCUAUAUACAGGGAGUAGAAAAUAACAUGGCUAUAUACAGGGAGUAGAAAAUAACAUGACUAUAUACAGGAAGUAGAAAAUAACAUGUCUAUAUACAGGGAGUAGAAAAUAACAUGGCUAUAUACAGGAAGUAGAAAAUAACAUGGUUAUAUACAGGAAUUAUAAAAUAACAUGACUAUAUAUUACUAUUGUGGUCCUCUGUAGCUCAGCUGGUAGAGCACGGCGCUUGUAACGCCAAGGUAGUGGGUUCGAUCCCCGGGACCACCCAUACACAAAAAUGUAUGCACGCAUGACUGUAAGUCGCUUUGGAUAAAAGCGUCUGCUAAAUGGCAUAUUAUAUUAUAUUAUAUAUUAUAUUAUAUACAGGGAGUAGAAAAUAACAUGGCUAUAUACAGGAAGUAGAAAAUAACAUGGCUAUAUACAGGAAGUAGAAAAUAUAAUGGUUAUAUACAAGGAGUAGAAAAUAACAUGACUAUAUACAGGAAGUAGAAAAUAACAUGGCUAUAUACAGGGAGUAGAAAAUAACAUGGCUAUAUACAGGGAGUUGAAAAUAACAUGGCUAUAUACAGGGAGUAGAAAAUAACAUGGCUAUAUACAGGGAGUACCUGUACCGAGUUGAUGUGCAUUACAUAUGAUGUUAUUAGUUGUAUGUACGGGAUCCGCAUGGUAUACAUCGUCCAAGGAAAUGCUUACUAGAGAGGAAAGGUAGGAGAGAGUGGCGCAUUGGAACCCUCGCUGCAGCAGUACAUGUGUAAAAAUAUUGUGAUAUAAUAAUAUUGUGUUGUAUUGUAAUAUAAUAAUAUUGUGUUGUAUUGUAAUGUAAUAAUAUUGUGUUGUAUUGUAAUAUAAUAAUAUUGUGUUGUAUUGUAAUGUAAUAAUAUUGUGUUGUAUUGUAAUAUAAUAAUAUUGUGUCCAGGCGUCUGAGGAGCCUGAGGAGAGAGAGACCCUGGCCCUGAUGGCAGCGAGGGGAGACGGUGAGGACAGUCAGGAUGGACAGACGUACAUAGAGCAAUACACCAGAGGAGUUCUGGAGGUGGAGAAUAUACUGAGCCUGGAGAGACUCAGACAGGUACCCCACACACUACACACUACACACAACACACUACACACACACACACUUCACACUACACACACACAUUUCACGCACACACACUUCACACUACACACACACACACACACACAUUUCACACUACACACACACACACACUACACACACACACACACUUACUUCACACUACACACACACACACAUUUCACACUACACACACACAUUUCACACACACACACACUACACACACACAUUUCACACACACACACACACACUACACACUACACCCACACACACACACACUACACACACACACACACACACUUCACGCUGUUGAAUCGUACUGGAUCUUGCUGUUAAAUGCUGUUCUUUUCAUCCACGAGUUUAGAUGUGUGAAUCCUGUGUGGUUUGUGUAACGUCAAUAUCUAAAUGGGUCACUGCCAACCAGAUUUCUCUCUGGGGACAAUAAAGUUUGUUUGAUUGAUGUCAUCAGGCGGUGACGGUGAAGGAAGCUCUGUCUGUUAAAGGGAGAAACAUCAGAAGGAGUUUCAGCACCCCCAACGUACAGCACGUAAGACACACACCGGCACCUCCAACGUACAGCACGUAAGACAGAAAUGUGUGUGUGUGUCACUGAGAGUUAGUAAUCUCUUGAUGUUGUCUUCCAGUCUUCCUGCAGCAAAACUGACCUGACUGGCUGUGAGGAUGGAGACUGGAAGGUACAGUACAGUACAGUAGAAUGGUUCAUUAUUAUAAAACAGACCUGACUGGCUGUGAGGAUGGAGACUGGAAGGUACAGUACAGUACAGUAGAAUGGUUCAUUAUUAUAAAACAGACCUGACUGGCUGUGAGGAUGGAGACUGGAAGGUACAGUACAAUACAGUGCAGUAGGAUGACUCUUUAUUAAACAAUCUGUUUUAUGGAUCACUUACUGUAGAUCUACUGAUCUAACCCAUAGAAUGGGAAUGUGUAAUAAUACUAGUACCAGUCAUUAUAUUACUAUGCUCUAACCUGUCUGACUGUCUGUCUGGUCGUCUUCCAGGGUCAUUGUGACUAACCUGUCUGUCUGUCUGGUCGUCUUCCAGGGCCAUUGUGACUAACCUGUCUGUCUGUCUGUCUGGUCGUCUUCCAGGGUCAUUGUGACUAACCUGUCUGUCUGUCUGUCUGGUCGUCCUCCAGGGCCAUUGUAACUAACCUGUCUGUCUGUCUGGUCGUCCUCCAUGGUCAUUGUGACUAACCUGUCUGUCUGUCUGGUCGUCCUCCAGGGCCAUUGUGACUAACCUGUCUGUCUGUCUGGUCGUCCUCCAGGGCCAUUGUGACUAACCUGUCUGUCUGUCUGGUCGUCCUUCAGGGCCAUUGUGACUAACCUGUCUGUCUGUCUGGUCGUCUUCCAGGGUGACUGUCAUCAGGAUGUCUCUGACUGCACUCUCCAGGACGGUGGUUCUCUGUGUGGGACGCCACUCAAAAACAAGACAGAGAAUCACGGUAAAAAAACAAGAAUUCAAUAACAACAACUCAAACAUUUAACUAUAUUUGGGACCAGGAGGCCUGACCAGGAAACUCUUGUUUUAGAUUAUAUCUACGGCCCUGAGUGUUUCUUAAUCAGGUUAUGUAGUCAGGAAAACCUCCCUCCCUCCGUUUGAGGACUGUGAUAAGAACUCAAUGGCUGGUUUCCCGGACAGAUUAAGAAUAGUAGAGGACUAAAAAGCAUUCUAAAUGGAGAACUGAAAGAGCUAUGCUUUUUGUUUUUAGUACUGCGUUCCCCCUCAGGUCUGGUACCAGAGAGUCCCACCUUCUUCAACUCUAGCCCGUUCAAGGCCCUCUCUCCCCAGACGCCCAAGUUCCUCAAGUCCCUGCUGCCAGUCAGAGAAGAGAGGAAGACCAAGAGAGUCCUGGAGGCACGACCACUACUGGGACAGGAGGUACAACCAUCUCUCUCUCUCUCUCUCUCUCUCUCUAUCUCUCUCUCUCUAUCUCUCUCUCUCUCCUCUCUCUCUCUCUCUCUCUCUCUCUCUCUCUCUCUCUCUCUCUCUCUUCUCUCUCGCCAUCUCUGGCCCCUUUUAUCUCAUCUCUCCUUCUGUCUUUCUUUCUUUCUGUCUUUCCCUAUUUCCUGUCCUGUGUUUUUCUUCUUCAUCUUCUUUGUCUUCCCCUGUCAUUCCCAUCGUUUCUCUUCAUUCCGUGACAUCCCUCCUUUUCUGCAAUGUGACAGUAUUACAUUACGUCAGUAGUACUCAUUGAAACAGGACAUUUUCCCUAUUCUAAGUGAAUCCAGUACACACAGACAGAUGUUUACUACAUUCAACAGCUACUAAUUCAACUAAACCUGUCUGAUGAUUGCUGAUUGUUCUGGCUGAAUGUGAUCUGCUCACAGAUGUUUGAAAUCUAUCGUAUGAAUGGGGAGCUCCAUGCGCUAAAUCUAUUGUAUGAAUGGGGAGCUCCAUGCUCUAAAUCUAUUGUGAUGCCAUCUCAUCCAAAGCAUUGAUGCUUUCGCGCUGCACUGGACUAGCAUGACAUUUAGGAUGCCAAUGCCAACCAUAUUAAUUUAAUAGACAUUGUUUUCCAUUCAAUAUCGACUGCAUGUCUGUAUCACCAGUUCUAGUACAGUAACUAACUAACUCUACAACCUAUUGACUGCACCGGACUGUGCAUGUAUGUAUGAGUGUAUGUUAACUCACCUGCUCCAUGCAUGCCUCCUGUGUAACCCCCAUCUGCAGAGCUUGCGCUCCUCAUGUGUGGACAGCUCCGUGCUGCUCCCCCCUCCCUGCCACGGCCAUGCCCCCUGGCGCAGGCCUAGAGCGGGCAGCGAAGGCCACCGCACCCCCUUCACCGCCACCCUCACCCCCUCCACCCUCACCCCCAGUACCUGCACCAGCAGACAGCUCAGCCUCACACUGCCACACACCGCUGUAAGUCACCACAAACACACACACACAAAUACCAUGGUGCCUUACACUGAAGUGAAUACAGUAUGAAGUGCAUGAUGUCAUCAGCUCAUGUUUCCGCCCCCAUCUUCCAACAUCAUCUCAACCAACCAACACUCCAUCCAUCGUUACAGUCACUGUCCUCAAUGCAUUUGAAUAUCCUGUAAUAGGUAGACAUAGGCUCCAAUGGUGGCUGGUGACACAUUAAAUCAGAAGAGGGCUCUUUGUAACAGCUGGAAUGAAAAACAUUGAAUGGCAUCAAACAUAUCAAACACGUCUUUGAUUCCAUUCACUCCAUUCCAGCCGUUGUUGAGUUUCCCCUCACCAGCCUCCACAGAUAGGCUCCUUGCAGAAAGAACAGUAGCUGACUUUGUCCCUAUGUGGUGUCUGUCCUCUGUCUGUCUCUGUGUGGUGUCUGUCCUCUGUCUGUCUCUGUGUGGUGUCUGUCCUCUGUCUGUCUCUGUGUGGUGUCUGUCCUCUGUCUGAUGUCUGUCCUGUGUCUGUAUGUCUCUGUGUGGUGUCUGUCCUGUCUCUGUCUGUCUGUCCUAUGUCUGUCUCUCUGUGGUGUCUGUCCUCUGUCUGUCUCUCUGUGGUGUCUGUCCUGUGUAUGUCUGUCUCUGUGAUGUCUGUCCUGUGUCUGUCUGUCUCUGUGUGGUGUCUAUCCUGUCUCUGUGUGAUGUCUGUCCUGUGUCUGUCUGUCUCUGUGUGGUGUCUGUCCCAGGACUCUGAGGAGGAGGCAGACAUGGAAAUGGCCCUGAGUUUUGGCAUGGGCCCUCAGCACUUCCACAGCUUCCAGUCCUACAUCCCAGUGGACUUUGCCAACUUUGAGGUGUACAACGCUACCCUGGAGACCCAGGAGGGGGUGGUGUGUGUGGCGGGGGGCAGGGGAGAGCUGAGGGGGGGUCGGGGGAGGGGGGGAUAGAGAGGUGGCUCCACGGAAGCCCCACCGCCAGCAGCUGCACCAGCGGUUACUUCUCCCACAGUGCCUCAGACGCCCCGUCUCUCUGACGUGCCCUCGGCGCCAUGCGACAGCUACGACCAGCUCAGCGCCUCCGCGAUGGCUCAAGAGAAGGAAUGACUCUGACCGUGACACAACCCCCACACCACCGUCCACCCCCACGAGACCCCCUCCUUCGCCUCCACCCCAUGACCAGAGUGCCUCCCGUGGGGUGACACCAACCCUGCUGUCCCCCCCUGGCGUCCCCCCCAGCCCCCCCCCCAUCCCCCAAACCACAUUCGUUGGGUUUGGCUCGGGGGGUUUUUCGUCCUGUUUGAUCUUUUGGGGGUGUCUUUUGCCCUUUCUUCUUCUUUUCCUUUUUUGGGUUUCCUCCCCCCCUUUCCUCUUUUCGUCCGGGAAAGGGGCCGGGGUUCUUUCCUUUUUUCCGGCCCCUGGGGGGUUUUUCCCCCUUCUUGGUCGGUCCUUUUCCUUCUUUGGGGUUUUUUUUCUUCCCGGCUCUAAGGGGGGCCGGGAAAAAGGGGGUUUUUAGGGAAACAGUUAGUUCAUAGGGAGGGGGAAAAAGUAGGGAAAGGGGGAGGGGGGGGGGGGGGGGGGGAGGGGGGGGGAAAGGGGGGGGGGAGGGGGGGAAAAAAGGGGGGGAAAGGAAGGGGGGCCCCCAAAGGGUUUUUUUGGGGGAGAGAGGGGCCCCGACGGGGGGGGGGCGGGGACAACCCAAAAGGUGCGGGAAAAAAGGAAAGCCCGACCAAACCAAAAACCCCCCCCCGCCCCCCCGCCCCCCCAGACCGGGGUCCCCCCCGGGGGGGAACCCGCCCGGGUCCCCCGGCGCCCCCCAGCCCCCCCCCCCCCCACCCCCCCUCCCCGCUUUUCCAACGCCGGACCCCCCCCGGGCGGGGGGGUUUUUUGGCCCCCUUUUUGGGGCCCAAGGGGGGGCCCGGAGGGCAUGGGGGGGGGGGAAAGGGGGGGGGGCCCCGGGGGGGGAAAAACCAAGGGGGCCAAAAAAAGGGAAAAAAAAUUUCAAAACGGGGCACAACCCCAAAAAAAAAAAAAAAAAGGGGGGGGGGAAACCCCCCCCCCCAAAACCACCCCCCCCCCCAAAAAAAGUUGCAGCUGACCACCCCCGCCCCCCCCCCUAGGGAAAAGGGGGGAAACCCCCAACCCCGGGGAAAUGGGAGAAACCCCCCCGGGAGGCCCCGCCCAACCCCCCCCCCCCAACCCCCCCCAAUGGGGGCCCGGGCCCCUUAGGGGAGGGUUUCUCCUUUCGGUUCCCCCCCAAAAUUUGGGGGGGGGGACGGUUUGGGGGGGGGGAAAAGGGGUGGAAAACCCCGGGGGGGGACCCCGGGGGGGUUGUGCACGGCGUCGGGUUGGGGGCGGUUUUCCCCUGUGGGGGGAAAAAAGGAAGGAUCCCCCAAAAAACCUUUUCCCCAAGUCACUCUUUUGGGGGCCCCCCCUUGUUUAAAAAGGCCUUUGGGGGGUGAACCCCCUUUACCCCCCUUUAGGGGGGCCCCAAUAAAAAAAACCCCGGGCCCUGGGGAACCCAAAAAAAGGGGAAAUUAGGUUGCCAACCUGAUUUUUCCAUAGGAAGAAAGAUCCAGGGGGUUUAUUCCGCCCCCUCCCCUGUUUUCAACCCCCCCCCAAAGGCCCCCCCUACCCCACGCCCCCAGAGGGUCCAAUUAAAAAAUUAAAACCCAAAAUUCCCCGUUUGGGGGAAAGGGGGGUUUUUUUAACGGAGGAAUGGGAAAAACAUUGAAUGCAUCAAACAUAUCAAACCGGCUUUGAUUCCAUUCACUCCAUUCCAGCGUUGUUGAGUUUCCCCUCACCAGCCUCCACAGAUAGGCUCCUUGCAGAAAGAAACAGUAGCUGGACUUUGUCCCUAUGUGGUGUCUGUCCCUCUGUCUGUCUCUGUGUGGUGUCUGUCCUCUGUCUGUCUAUGUGUGGUGUCUGUCCUCUGUCUGUCUCUGUGUGGUGUCUGUCCUCUGUCGAUGUCUGUCCCUGUGUCUGUAUGUCUCAUGUGUGGUGUCUGUACUGUUAUCUGUCUGUAUGUCCUAUGUAUGUCUCUCUGUGGUGUCUGUCCUCUGUGCGUCUCUCUGUGGGUGUCUGUCCUGUGUAUGUCUGUCUCUGUGAUGUCUGUCCUGUGUCUGUCUGUCUCUGUGUGGUGUCUAUCCUGUCUCUGUGUGAUGUUCGUCCUGUGUCUGUAUGUCUCUGUGUGGUGUCUGUCCCAGGACUCUGAGGAGGAGGCAGACAUGGAAAUGGCCCUGAGUUUUGGCAUGGGCCCUCAGCACUUCCACAGCUUCCAGUCCUACAUCCCAGUGGACUUUGCCAACUUUGAGGUGUACAACGCUACCCUGGAGACCCAGGAGGGGGUGGUGUGUGUGGCGGGGGGCAGGGGAGAGCUGAGGGGGGGUCGGGGAGGGGGGGAUAGAGAGGUGGCUCCACGGAGCCCCACCGCCAGCAGCUGCACCAGCGGUUACUUCUCCCACAGUGCCUCGGACGCCACGCUCUCUGACGUGCCCUUCGGCGCCAGCGACAGCUCCGACCAGCUCAGCGCCUCCGCGAUGGCUCAAGAAAGGAAUGACUCUGACCGGGACACCCACCACCUCCACCCCCACGAGACCCCCUCCUUCGACUCCACCCAGACCAGAGGUGCCUCGCCGUGGGGUGACACCCAGACCCCUGCGUGUCCCCCUGGCGUCCCCUCCCAGCCCCUCCCCAUCCCCCAAACCACCACCUCCCCCUCCUCCCCUGUCAGUAUUCCUAACUGCUCGGAGCAGCAGCCCUCCCCGCUGCCCCGCAGGUGUGUCCUCAGCGUCAGCCAGGAGUUUACAGACUUCAAGGGGGCCGACGACGGCAUGGGGGAUCUGGGUGAGCUGGGACACUUCCAGGAAGGAUGGCAGCCUGGGGACGCACCACACAUAUCCUCUGUCCAACAAGAGAAGGAGAAAGAGGUCUCUGACAAACACGCGGUCGUCAUCAACACACAACAACAACAACAACAUACAUCUCACCCCGGUAACGCCCCGCUCCCUCAGAACCACUCCUACCUCCACAACGGCAAACCGUGUGUCAGCAGCGUAGCCAUACCCUGCCCACCCCCCUCCAGCCCCCCAGGCCAACUAGCAGGAGGAGAGCCCCAGAUCCAGGAGCCGAUCCAGGGAGACCUACCUCCAGGGAGCCCCUGUCCCAGCCCUAGCUGCCCCAGCCCCAACCCCAGCAGCACUGAGGCCUCUGGGGACUCCUCUAGCGGGGACGAGGGCUCUGGCUCUGGUUCUCCGGUGGCCCAGCUGCCUGACUGGAUGGCUCCCGGGGAGCAGGUAUGGGUGGGGAAGAGGAGUGCCACAGUGCACUACGUCGGGGGGGUGGAGUUCGCCAAGGGGAUCUGGGUCGGUGUGCAGCUGGACGUGGCUGUGGGUGAGUGGCUGUUUAUUUAUCAAAUGAUGUUAUGUGUAAUAAUGAUGUAAUAGGAUGCGUCCCAAAUAGUACCAUAUUCCCUAUACUAUAGUGCACUGCUUUUGGGUGCACCCAUAGUGCUAUUGUCAAAAGUAGUGCACUAUGUAGGGUGAGACUGUCAUUUGGGACACACUCUUAGAGUGCUGGUGCUCUGGCAAUACUUAACUGACCUUAAUGGGACCUGUGAGGAACCUAUCAGGUGUUUGAAAUGUAUUGUGAAUGUGACACAUGACUCCUGAAUACCCCCUCUGUCUCCACUAUCCAGGCAAGCACAACGGGACAGUCCAGGGGAGGGUUUACUUCCGCUGUCCUCCAGGCUACGGGGUGUUUGUCAAGCCC
Coregonus sp. 'balchen' is the source of this 18813-nucleotide messenger RNA. The record is from the annotation of a GenBank genome assembly. NCBI's taxonomy places the organism in Eukaryota, Metazoa, Chordata, Actinopteri, Salmoniformes, Salmonidae.